CGAUAACCAUUACAAAACAAAGAUGCGGCUGUUCUCUGAUGUUCCCAUUGAAGCGUUACUAUUUAUUAAUGCAACUGAAAAUAACGAACCGACCUUACAUUAAUACAACCAUGGGGAGCUAGCUGACAAAGGUGUAUAGUGCGUUUUAAUUGCUAGGCAUACGUCUCUUUCUUAACAACACAAGGAUGCAGCAGCAAUCACUGCAAACUUGAUGCACUUGUCUCCGGUUGGAGAACAGCCACAGGUAGAUGCGAGCCGCGAUUUAGACCUAAUCUAUAGGCUCGCCCCCUGUUUUCCUUUACCAUACGCGGGGAUUAAACGUUUCCUAGGAUUGGUUACAGUUCCUCCCAAAAAGUGAAAUCACAAGUACGGCGCGAGGCUGGAGCUGCUGCCCUUUUUUUGCUGUUGAACUAUUUUGGGAAUGCGAGCUGUUCGCGUGCGGCACUAAGCACGUUCUCUGUGUUAAGUUGUUGCGGGAGCUGCUUUUUCUAACAGUAAACGCUGCGGGUUGUACGCAAACGAUUUUGUCCACCUUAGUGGAGGGUAAAGGACGAGGACCUACAAUGAACGCGUGCUUGAUUUUAAUGUCUGCAUUCCUGUUUGUCUUAUUUGAUGCGGUUCUGUCAUUAACUCGACCGGUUUAUACAAAUCACUGGGCUGUCCAAGUUGCUGGUGGCUCCGUAGAGGCAGAUAAGCUUGCAGCUAAAUAUGGGUUUAGGAAUAUGGGGAAGGUGCAGUGGAUCGAACAGCAGCAGGUGAAAGGAAGGGUCAAAAGACAGGUCCUGACUGACUUGAACCAUAUCCACUUCAGUGAUCCAAAAUGGGCAGAUAUGUGGUAUAUUCAUUGUAUUGAAAAAGGCAGCGGCUGUAGAACAGAGAUGAACAUUCUUGCUGCAUGGCAAAGAGGAUAUACAGGAAAAGGCAUUGUGGUAACAAUUCUGGAUGAUGGACUUGAAAGAAACCACCCUGAUCUCAAGCCUAAUUAUGAUCCUCGUGCAAGCUAUGAUGUGAAUAGUGAAGAUGAUGAUCCAACACCACGAUAUGAUAUCAGCAAUGAAAAUAAGCAUGGAACACGUUGUGCUGGUGAAGUUGCUGCUGUCGCAAAUAAUUCUCAGUGCAUUGUGGGUAUAGCUUACAAUGCUAGAAUAGGAGGUGUCCGUAUGUUAGAUGGUGAUGUAACUGAUGUUGUUGAAGCAAAGUCUCUUGGUAUAGGCCUUGGCUAUGUUGAUAUUUAUAGUGCAAGCUGGGGCCCUGAUGAUGAUGGAAAGACAGUAGAUGGACCUGGACCCCUGGCCAGACGAGCUUUUGAGCAAGGAAUUAAAAAGGGUCGGAAAGGAUUAGGCUCCAUUUAUGUUUGGGCAUCAGGAAAUGGAGGAAAACCAAAAGACCAUUGUUCAUGUGAUGGCUACACCAACAGUAUCUAUACCAUUUCUGUCAGUAGUACAACAGAAAGUGGCAACAAACCAUGGUAUCUAGAAGAGUGCAGUUCUACUAUGGCAACCACCUACAGCAGUGGAGAAUUUUAUGACCAAAAGAUUGUUACUACAGAUAUGCGACUGCGCUGUACAGAUGCCCACACAGGAACCUCCGUUUCUGCUCCUAUGGUUGCUGGAAUAAUUGCCUUGGCUUUAGAAGCAAACCCCUUACUUACUUGGAGAGAUGUUCAGCAUUUGAUAAUAAAGACUUCAAGACCUGCACAUUUGAAGGCACCGGACUGGAAAGUAAAUGCAGCUGGAUUCUCUGUUAGCCACCUUUAUGGUUUUGGUUUAAUAGACGCAGAGGCCAUGGUUCUUGAAGCCAAGAAAUGGAAAACAGUCCCUGUUCAGCGACUUUGCAUCGGAAAAGCAGUUAAAGUUCAAAGGGAUAUUCAAAUCAGUGAAGCCUUGCAGAGUACAUUUCUGUCCACUGGCUGUUCAGAUGCACACAACCAACACGUGACACAUCUAGAACAUGUUAUUGUUAGAGUUACAGUUGUGCAUCCUCGACGUGGAGAUCUACAGAUUAAUUUGAUUUCUCCCUCUGGAACAAAGUCGCACCUUUUAGCCAGAAGAGCAUAUGAUUAUUCCGGUGAAGGUUUUAAGCACUGGGAAUUCAUGAGUGUUCACUACUGGGGAGAGCAACCAGCUGGAGAAUGGACCUUGGAAAUCUAUGAUGUACCAACACAAAUGCGGCGCCCACGUGUACAUGGAACACUUGAAGAGUGGACACUUAUAUUGUAUGGGACAUCAGAAUACCCUUAUUCUCGGACCUCUGCACAUUCGCGUUCAAGAAUGCUAGAAAUUCCCAGCAGGGAAAAUGCACAGUUUAGGCUGGACUCUACCACCAGCCCACAUGAGAUUACUGAAGAUGAUGAGGAAUACAAUGGACCUUGUCAUCAAGAAUGUGGAGGACAGGGAUGUGAUGGCCCUGAUGCUCAUCACUGCUGGGACUGUAUACAUUACAGUAUUGGAAGUACCAAAUCGGGCAGGAUAUGUGUAAAUUCAUGCCCGCCAGGAUUCUUUGGUGACAACAGUACACAGAAAUGUAGACGGUGCCAUAAAGUUUGUGAGGCUUGCACUGGCAGAAGUCAGAAUGAUUGCACAUCUUGCAAAAAGUGGUAUUACCAUCUUCAACAGGAUCAUCUCUCAUGCGUGCUAACAUGUCCAUCUGGUUUUUAUGGAGAUGAAAGGCAGCGACAGUGUCUGCAGUGUGCCAGCAAUUGCAGCAAGUGUAAUGAAAGUCCAGAAACAUGUACUGAAUGCAAAGCAGGAUUCAGGCUAAUUGGAACAAUCUGUGUCCCAGACUGUAACCCUGGUUCAUUUGUCAGCCUUGGGGAAGUGACUUGUGAUUGGUGUCCUCAGUCUUGCUUUUCCUGCACAUUUUCUUGGACAAAAGAGUGUGCUUACUGUGCAAAGUCUCUUCCGCUGGAGUGGAAGUGUGUUUCAUCAUGUAGUAUGGGGUUUUACCCUGAAGAAGUACCAGGCCUACCCUAUAAAGUCUGCAAAAGGUGAUAACAUCAUUUGUGAGAUGGUGAAGUCAAGCAAUCUCUGUCUAAAUGAUCUCCUUUCACAUUACUGCUGUCGAUCAUGUCGAAGUGGAUAAAGACCAUUCAUAACAAGACUUUCAAGAUUUCAAGGAACCAUUUCUAAUAUCCAGGUCUGCACACCAUUGACAGAUGUAACUUGCAGUUUUGGUGCAGUGUCAUUCAGCAUAAGUGAAAUUCACUGCCCAUGCUUGACCAGUCAUAUGCAAACACCAUCAGUGUUCAAAUGUCCAUACAAGUUUUCUGAGCUUUAAGCACAAAUUCAUGAUGACAGUGAAAUGACAAGAAAAGGACAUUUAAGAGUUCUGAAAAUUUUUCUACAGCUGUUCUUAAAAAUGACAUUGUAGUACUACAGAAAUCCUUGCCUGGGAUUUUUUCUUAACACUGGCUGAAAAAACAGACAUGGAGAAUGCAAUUGUCUGAUCUGCAAUUUUUUCUGCCCUUCCAUACCAAAUGCAGACAAAGAUAACCAACAAUACCAGCAGAAAAUAACCAAAGUGGUAUUCUUGAGUAUUGCCAGAUUUCAUGACGAACAGCUGUUUUUCUUUGCUUUAAAGUCACAUGUAUAAAUGCCUUUCUCUUUAAUAGACACUUCAUGGACUGUUGCUUCUUCUGGACAAACCCCAGAUAUGCAAUGAAGACCGAGUCCAAAAAAAAAAAAAAAAACUUAUUACAAAUGUUUCAAUUUAGAUAUAAUUUUCAGUGAAAUAAAGGACUUUCUAAACAUGUUUUGAACCCCUUUGUAUACUGUUCUGUUUUAUGGUUUUAUUUCAUGGUCUUACAGUUUAAGGUGUACUGGUUGAAUAAUACAGGCCAGAUAUUCACAGAUGUAACUGAACCAGUAAUUUUAGAUUUUGCUUUUAUUGGUCUCAAAAAAAGAUUAGUUAUGUUUUAGUUAAAUCCCCUAAGAGGUGUUUAUAAUGCCAAGUUAUCUACCGCAUUCACCUAUUUUCCUUCAUGUUCGAAAAUAAAAUUGUGAACUUUGGUUUAUCGUAAAUUAUGGAUAUUUUCACUUUCUGGAUUGGCGUUAGCUGGGUGUUUUCUUUCCUGGACUUACACAUGCUGUUUAAUUGGAUUCUUAUGCUAUGACACUUUGUGUUUCUUGCAAGUUUUAAAUGUCUCUUAAAACUGGCAGCUGUGAUUUUUAACUGUUUUCUAAUAUGGAUAUUUUACAUUUUGUUGUUGACAAGGUUUUAUUGUAAAGAUAUUUUUAUUCAAAGUGUCUGACUUCUUAUACAAAACGUCAGAGAGUAGGUGGCAGUUUACCUCUUAUAGUUAACCUGAAGGUCCUCUUUCCCUUCAAGUACUUGCCUUAACAUCAUUGUGUACUUCCCCUCCACUGUCUCUGCCAUGUUUGGCUGAAGCCUGAUUAUCAUAUAAACUGUCAUCGCCUGGCAGCAUGUCAUUCUGUGCAUUCACCACCUUUCAGGAAAAAAACAAGUUUCACUUCUUUCACCCACCAACAGCCACUGGUCAGUCACUGAAACGUAUUCUUUACCUAUCUGCUGUUCCUGGCUUGAACAAUCUGAUCACAUCUUACUUUUUUUCUAGACUUUGCAUGGUGAAUGGUAUGCAGCCUUUUUUUCAUUACUGUAGCUGCUGUUGCAACUCACCAGUUUGGUUUCUGCCCCACUCUAAAAGAAAAAAUGAAUCCCUUUUAUGGCACAGUUUUCUUUGUUUAUAUAUAUAUAUAUAUAUAUAUAUAUAUAUAUAUAGUACUCCAGAUGAGGCUUGUUUUACAGUAAGAUUAUUACUUCCUCCUCCACCUCAGACAUAUUCCACUUUGUGUACUGCACUGUAUUGUUUACUCAACCUAGCAUGACUUCUUUUGUUAAAGCACUACAUUAUUUUCACCAUAAUGAUUAUCACCUCUGUCUAUCCUACAUGUGUUCCCACUUUUAGCUUGUGCAUUGGUUGAAGUUGCCCAAGUUUAAUAUGUUAUAGUUUUAAAAUUAAUCCUAAGUACUAUCUCUCUGUCUUUCCGAUGUUCUAGCCCUCAAAACCUACUUUUGUUUAGCAGCAAUUUCUUGCACUGCAGGCUAUAAAUCACUGUAUCUACAAUGAAAGCACUGAACAGUACUGUUCCAAACAAAACUUCAUAGUUUCCCUCUGAUAGCCAGGCCAGAUGUCAGUACUUUUCUUGGCCCAUCUCUAAACUUUGCAUGUCCUGUUAGUGCCUCAGGUACUUUUCCAACUACUAAGCAAACUGGCAGGUUUACAUUUUCCUCUAAAUGGAAAUUCUUUGCAUAUUUUUUUUAAAAGCUGAGGGUUCCUCCUCUUUAAAAGUGUGAUUUGUCCUAAAUCACUUGCUAGCAUUAGUUGAGGCUGAUUCCCUGUAUUUUGCAGUUAAAUUUCUUUGCAGAUUCAUGUCAUCCUUUCAAAGUCUUCGAUAUAUUUUCAAUGAAGUUUCUUCUUUAAAGGCCACCAAUUAAAAAUCUGCCUUCCCACGCCACACCAACACUUAUUUGAGUUUUGUACUGUGCUCAUUAACUUGGCCAACCCUAAGCUUACUAACUUCUUCUAAACUUGUUAUUUUCCUAGAAACCUGUCUCUUGGUGGUACUUUAUCUCAAACGAUCUGAAAACUGCAGAUGCUUUUCUGAUCAGUCCAUCCUUAGUUUUCUACAGGACAGAUUCAGUCUUCACACAAGCCUAGAAUUCUUUCCAAAACUUGUCUUGGAAUGUCACACUAAAUUAAGAUGAUCAUUUAUCACUGUUUCUCAACACAGGAUGAGAGCAGGAGCUCAUCUUCACACUUUGAUUAUUAGAGUACUUGAGCAUAGUUUAUGGACAGCUUCCUAGUGACAGGCUAAAUGUACCCUUUGCUAGAGUAGAGCUGACAUAAUGGUGCUCACAUUGCAUAAUCUAUUUGAAAAAAAAAAAAAAGGCCAAGUCCUUUCCUGGUCCUUUCAGAAUGGAUCACUAUUGAAAUGUCUGCACUCAUAACACCAAGUGCCGACAUAUGGGGAAAGAAGAGA
Protopterus annectens (West African lungfish) is the source of this 5999-nucleotide messenger RNA. RefSeq names its product proprotein convertase subtilisin/kexin type 6 (gene PCSK6). Gene Ontology annotation, molecular function: serine-type endopeptidase activity. Gene Ontology annotation, cellular component: cell surface; membrane. Gene Ontology annotation, biological process: peptide hormone processing. The record is from RefSeq and is a predicted model, not a curated record. Lineage: Eukaryota; Metazoa; Chordata; Ceratodontiformes; Protopteridae.